Molecule: messenger RNA, 1251 nt
Organism: Dictyostelium purpureum
Lineage: Eukaryota; Evosea; Eumycetozoa; Dictyosteliales; Dictyosteliaceae
Exons: 3
Coding region: 1-1251 (416 amino acids)
Biological process (GO): nuclear DNA replication; mitotic DNA damage checkpoint signaling; mitotic DNA replication checkpoint signaling
Cellular component (GO): spliceosomal complex; nucleus
Molecular function (GO): nucleic acid binding; zinc ion binding
Source: RefSeq, a predicted model, not a curated record
AUGACAAGUAAAAAUGAUUUAAAAGAGUUAAUGAAAAAUACAAGAAAAACCACAGCAUUAUCUUCGUCGUCGUCAUCUUCAUCCUCAUCGUCAAAUAAGCAAUCAUUAUCCUCAACAACUAAUUUAUCAUCGCAACAACAAACACUCGAAUUCAAUGACAAACUAUUUUUAAAAUUAAAUAGUCAAAAACAAUUAACAUGUACAAUAUGUCAAAUGAGGGUACCAAACGAAAAUAUGUGGAAUGCUCAUUGUAAAUCAUCCAAACAUUCAACCUCCUAUGAAAACUAUAUUAAACAAAUACAAAAAAAUCAAAAACAAAUAGCACCACAAACACAACCACCUACACAAACACAAACACAAACACAAACACAAACACAAACACAAACACAAACACAAACACAAACACAAACACAAACACAAACACAGCAAUCAAAAAAAAGAGAAUUAGAUUCAAACUCCACUGAAACAAAAAAUAUUGUCACUGAAACAAUAACAACUACUACAACAUCCUCAACAUCAAUAAAAUCAGUUUCAAAUGAAAAUACACCAAACAAAAAACAAAAAACAAAUAGCGAGGAGGAAAGUGCAUUAAAGGAGAUUCAGGGAUUAAUAGGAUAUGAUAGCAGCGAAAGUGAAGAUGAAACCAAUACAACAGAGGAUAAUAACGGAUUUCCCAAAGGAUUCUUUGAUGACCCAGAAGAAGAAAAAAAGGCAUUUAAAAAUGGUAGCGAUGAUGAAGAUAACUUACCUCCAGGAUUUUUCGACAAACCAUCCUCAACAAAUAAUAAUAAAAAAGUAAAAAAAGACACUGUAGAUGAAGAAGAUGAAAUUACCGAAGAGGAAUUAAAUAAGCAAAUUGAAGAGUAUAAUAGAAUAGAAAAUUUAAAUAAGCAAAAGGUAGAGGAAAUAAUAAAUAAUACAAAUACUGUCAUUUAUAAUAGUAAUAAUAUUAAUAAUAAUAAAAAUAAUAAUAAUAUAAAUACCGCAACAAUAGAAUCAAAAUUAACUAAAGAAGUUGAAAGCAUAUUGGAAGAAUCAGUAAAUUCAAUAAUUAAAGAUAUGGAUAAUGUUGAACAGGUGGUUUUAUCAAAUAAAAUUGAAGAUUUAAAAAAGAAAAAAGUUGAUUUCAAAACCGUAACAAAAAUAGAAACAAAAAAAGAACAAAGCAAUAUUGACGACGACGAAGAUGAGGAUUUAAAUUUUGACGACGAUAUGGAAAUGUUAUAUAAAAAAUCUGUAUUUAAAAAAUAA